Molecule: messenger RNA, 375 nt
Organism: Dictyostelium discoideum AX4
Lineage: Eukaryota; Evosea; Eumycetozoa; Dictyosteliales; Dictyosteliaceae
Exons: 1
Coding region: 1-375 (124 amino acids)
Source: RefSeq, a predicted model, not a curated record
AUGAAUAAGGAAGAAAAAUUAUUUUGGGAAGUUUAUAAAAAUAAAUAUUUAAGAAAUUUAAUAUUUCAUCAUAUUCAAUGUACAGAAUGGGUUGAAUAUGAUGAACACCAACAAAUUUAUGAAAAUAAUAGAAUUUUAUUUAAAGAUAUAAAAUCAUUGAAAUGGAUGUCAAUAAAAAAACAAUUCAAACUUUUAAAAUAUAAAUUAGAAUGUAAUGAAUCAAUUCAAAUUAUUAGUUCAUCAUGUAUAUUAGAAUUCUUUAAAUCAUUUAAUAAUAAUAAUAAUAAAAAUGAAAAAGAUUUAAAAAAAAAAGAAGAACAAGAAAAACAAGAAAAAUUAUUAAAAUCAGUUUUAGUUUUAUUUUUAAAAAAAUAA